Anoplophora glabripennis (Asian longhorned beetle) is the source of this 6702-nucleotide messenger RNA. RefSeq names its product patronin (gene Patronin). The transcript has 23 exons. Gene Ontology annotation, biological process: negative regulation of microtubule depolymerization; neuron projection development; cytoplasmic microtubule organization. The record is from RefSeq and is a predicted model, not a curated record. Lineage: Eukaryota; Metazoa; Arthropoda; Insecta; Coleoptera; Cerambycidae. Gene Ontology annotation, molecular function: microtubule minus-end binding; calmodulin binding; spectrin binding. The coding region runs from base 235 to 5493 and encodes 1752 amino acids. Gene Ontology annotation, cellular component: microtubule minus-end.
UCAUUAUGACUAGACAUCGUAAGUGUUUGUUAAAUUUAGUGAAAUAACGAAAAAAUAAUUGUAACAAAAGAUAAUAUGAGUGAUAAUAGUUCGUAGUUAACCACAAAUUCUAAUUUAGUUGAUAAUUUAAGUUUCGUAGCGGCUCAAAAGUCCAGAACUCGACAAGUUUAUGCGUAGGCUGGGCAAUGAUAUUAUCUAGGGGUAAAGUAAUAUUUUUGUGCAAAUUUAACGUGAAUGUGGAGUGCAAUAUCGAGGAUUUUCACGAAAAACUCUAGUAGCAAUAACGCGCAAAGUGGCGAGGAUACGCCGAGAGAAAUGGACCGCGGAGAACGAAGGAAACUCGACAUGGAUGAUACGUUCGUUACCAGACAGGCCAAACAGCGUGCGUCUAUGAAAUGGCUUCUGUCGAAGGCUUUCAACAACAAGGUCCCCGAGAACCUGAAGGAGCCGUUCUAUAGAGACCAUGAGAACCAGGAGCACCUGAAGCCGCAGAUAGCCGGCGGCCUGGCCAACGCCGAGAUAUACUGCAUGGCCUUGGGCAACGUCUACUCGGACCCGAACUACCACAACCUCAACCACUGGGCCAUCCUGCAGACCCUCGCCAGGAAGGGGGUGUAUUCCAACGAUGCCUCGGACGCUCAGCUUACCGAGACCACGCUGAUCCAGACCAACCCCCUGCGAACGGCUGCCCACAUGGCCGUCAUCGAGAUGAUCAUGCAGCUGUACGCCAGGGAGGUCGUGACCGCCGACAGGGCGUUGGCGGCCGUGCAGCGUUUCAGCCACGGCAGGAGUCCUUCGCCCCCGACCCCGGAAGGUCCGGAGCAGGGCGUGCUGCUGUGGGUGUCGCACGCCUGCGACGCGCUGCGGAAGAAGAUAGAGCAGGAGACUGAGGGCAACGGCGCCGUCACCAACGGCGGAGAGGGGGACAAGCUGAGGGCGCCCGACUUCCCCCCACUGAGAGAGCUAAAAGACUUGUGCGACGGGGUGGGCCUGGCCGCCCUAAUCUCCUACUACUGCCCCGACGAGCUGCACUGGACGGAGAUCCGGAUCUCGAGCAUGCCCUCCCUUCAGGACAGCCUUUACAACCUCAGGCUGGUGCAGGACUUCUGCCACAGGUGCCUGCCCUCGUCCAUCUUCCAUCUCAUGCCGGAGGACGUCACUUACAUGCGGGAUUUCAUGAAGCAGAACCUCGUGGUGUUCCUCGCCGACCUGUUCAACGUGAUGGAGAUCAACCCCGCGAAGUGCGUCAGGAAUCCAGGGACGGAGAGGUUCGGUUCCGAUGGCAUGCCCCCGAGUAACGCGCACGGGGUGACGCACAAGCGCAACCUGCUCCAGACCGUGAUGGCUCCCAUCCCGGAUCUGCGAAGCGGCCUCGACGACCCCACGAACCCUACCGCUUUCCAAGUUCCGAGGUCUACACCAACCCACGUACCACUCCGGAAAACAAACUCUCUCCAACAGAGCAUGUCGGAGAUGAGCGAAGAUAGCUUACGCAGGGGAUCCGAGGACUCUUUCGUGGUCCACCGCGGAAAAAACAUACCUACACUCAGGUCGGUCGUGGAACCGCUCAUACCUGCCCGUUUGAAGGUCAGCAAAGAGAAACAGAACAACGACAGCAAGGCAGACGAGAGGGGGGAGAUAGCGGCGGGCAGGCCCAGCAACUGGGAGGAUCAGAGGAAGCCCAGUUUUGCGGGCAGGCGGAGCAGGAGGAAUUCCAUGUCGGACGAUUCCCAGCUGACGAUCGAGAACUUCGGCGGCAGUCAGGACAAUCUGAAUUUUAUUGGGAGGAACCCGGAUAAGGAGGUCGCGGUACACAUAGGCAGGAAGAUCUCGGCCCCCUCCUUCCCCACCCCCAUAGAGAACGCCCCGGUCCGUUCCACCUUGCAAGACGCCAGGGGCUCCUUCCAACUGGGAUACGACAACGGCUGUGAGAAACAAGACGACGGCUCGGAAAAACUGAAGCUGAAACGCCAGCUGAGCAGCGACGACAUCUCCUUGAGGAACCUAGGCUCGAAUAUGAACAAGGAGAACAUCAUCAAGGACCUGGUGGACGGGGAGGUGACCAAGAGGAUGAGCUUCGCCGAUCUGGGCAAGCAGAAGGUCGUGGGGGAGAGCAGGGGCAUCCAGCUGGUGUACAUGAACGACAAAGAGGAAUACCCGUCGAAGAGUAGCUUCCUGAGCAAGUUGGGCAGCACCAACGGCAGCUCGGAGAAGAAGACUACGUUCGCCGCCCUGCCCAACACCACGACGUGGCAGCAGCAGAGCAGCAAUCAGCAGCACGUCGAGAAUAACGGUGACGCCAGCAGUCCGGGCGGGAACGUCAUGAACGUGCAACUCAGCGACAUCAGGAUGAAGCUGGAGGAGAAACGCCGGCAUAUAGAGAGCGAGAAGCGGCGGAUGGAGAUGGCGAUGAACAAGCAGAGGCAGAAGGUGGGGCAGGCGGCUUUCCUCCAGGCCGUGGCUAAGGGAAGAGGUAAUUUACUAAAACCGACAACAGACGCUGAGUCUAAUAACUCGGCCGAGGGCUCGGAAACGCAGAGCCCCUCGUCCGAUUCCGCACCCACGCCAAAACCCCAGAGGCCGUUUACCUUGCAGGAGAUCGAGGAGGACGCCACCACCAUGGAGAGGAAGUGGUCGGACGAGAACCAGCCGUUUGUUGAAACAAGGAGGACUCCCGACCUGGAGAACAUGGACCUGGAACAGUACCAACAGUCUAUUGCUCAAAUGAAUUCUAGUCUACACGAUAUCCAAUCGGACAUGCAGCGGCUCGCAUCGCAACAAAAUCAGAUCCAGCAGCAGCACCAACAGAACUUGAUCGCCCAACAACAACGACAAAUCCAAGCCCUCCAACAGCAGCAGUACCAGAGCAUGCAGCCGCCGCCAGUGCUACCGCAGUACACCCAGCCGCAGUACCAGCAGCCGGUAUAUCAGCCGCCGCAGCAAGUUUACGCUCCGCCGCUGCAAUCGUCGGCUAGCGCUCCUCACAUACCGCAGGCCAUCUUCAACCAGUCGAGGACGCAGGAGCAGCCGCAAUUCUUCCUGCACGAUCAAUCGGUGGCUAUGCCCUCCCCUCCGGUGGUACCUCAGCGGAGGACCUGGGCCCAACAGCCCCAACCCCCGCCAGUCCGCGAUCCUUACCACCAACCGGAGCUGAGAACCUGGGGCAAACCGCAGAGCACCGGAGGGGACAUAGGCGGCGGCGGAUUUAUGUUGCACGACACACCAGACAGAUUCGAAAAUAUCCGGUACCAGGAGCAGCCGAGGUACCAGGAGAGCACCCGUUACUCGGAGAGUCCCCGUUACUCCGAGAACAAAUACCAGAACGGCGAGGAGCCCACCUUGCACCACUCGAACAGCUUCACGUUGAGCCAGCAACACCUCCAGCAGCAACACCCGCACUACGGCACGUCGCACAGCACCCCCUCCGCCUCGCCCCAGCACAGGAACAUACAUCGACAAAUCUCCCAGCUCAUGGACGAGGGAAAGAGGACCCCCGUCAGCCUCCAACAGAUCGACGGCCGAGAGAGGAAAACCAGCGUCACCCACGCCCCGAUCCCGGCCCCCCCGGCCGACGACAUGGAACCCCAGAAUAUAUCGUUUAUCGGGAACAGCGCAGCAGACGAUAAACUCACCGAAGGUCUCAGCAGGCUGAACAUCACCUCGGGCAGCAGAACGUACAGGAUACCGUCCCCGACGCGCCCCCUCAUCACCCGCAACUCCUUCCAGCCCACACCGUCGUCGCCCCCGCCGGAACCUACGCCCGUCGCCGAGAUCAGCAGCUUGGACAACGACCCGACCAGUCAGAAAGGGUUCUAUAUCAGUUUCGAUAACGACCAGCCCAAGAGGCCCAAGCCGACCCUGAGGACGAAACGGAUGUCGCCCAAGAAAGAGAGGAGCUACGUGGAAUCUCCCGAGGAAGCGGCGGAACGAAAGGAAGAACAGGAGAGGCUGGAGAAGAAGAGGCAGCUAGAAAAGGAACUGGAAGAGGAGAGGAUGAGGAAGGAGGAAGACGAGAAACGGAGGCAGAUGUUAAUCGAACAGGAGAGGGAGAAGUUGAGAGCGAAACGGGAGGCCAGUCAGGAGAGGCAGAAAGUUGCCGCCGCCAGCACCAUUAUUAUCGGGAACGAGCUCAGUAAUCCGGAUCCGGACUUGGAUUACGAGAGAGAGCGGAAGAAGGAGAAGAUAAUGAUGCUGUCGCUACAGAGGAGGCAGCAGCAGGAAGAGCUGAAGGCGAGGAAAGAGGCCGAGGCGCAGGCCAGGAAGGAAAUGGAAAAGGCGAAAGAGGAGGAGAAGGCCAGGAAGAAGGAGGAGCAGGCGGCUAGACGGCAAGCCAUCUUGGAGCAGUAUAAGCUGAAAAAGGCCAUAGAAGAAGCUGAACGAGAGGGAAAGACGCUGGACAGGAGCGAACUAUCCUCCUUGAAGCCGGUACCGAAGAUGCGUCCCAAAGGGCAGGCUCGACCCCGGCCCAAAACGAUUCACAUCGACAGCGGAUCCGUGCAGAUGGCGGAAGGGAUGUCCCGCGGUAGAGACAAGAAGGGCUCCACUUCCAACCUGACCGCUUAUGCUCCGUCCACCAUGAAACGAGACUAUUACAGAGGCUCUCAGGACAGCCUGGCCUUGGACAGAAGCAUGAGCAGUGGCAUGCUUUACAAAGAUUCCCCCGACGACAGCAGGGGCAUGUCCCCGUGCCACAGCGCCAACCAGACCCUCGGACGGCGCAGCUCCUACAAGACCAGCAGAGACCCCUCGCCUGCCCAGGUUCGAGGCAGACCUAAGUAUUCGGCUUAUCAAAACUUUAAAGGGCGCAAGUCUAGCUCUAUGAUGAAUUUGUACGGCUCCAGCACGGAUCAGGACAGUCUGGCGUAUCGUUUCGGAGAUACGGAUUCGGGUCUGGGACGAGCAACGCCACCCAGGAGGGCACCCUCUCCCGGCAUGAGUAUGAGGCAUCUCCCGUCGCCUUCGGGACCGGGCAGCUUGCCCGGGCUCAUGUCGAAGGGCAGGAGAAUGUUCGAUGACGGUUCCAGUGAUAUUAGCUCUACCCCGAGUAGUAUGAUGGAUUAUAAUGGUCCUCGGUUAUACAAGCAGCCGGCCACCAAGUCCAACCGCAGCAUCAUGCUGAACGCCGUAGAGUAUUGCGUGUUUCCCGGCGUCGUCAACCGGGAGGCCAAGAAGCGGGUGCUGGAGGAGAUCAACCGGUCCGAGAGCAAGCACUUCCUCAUCCUGUUCAGGGACGCCGGUUGUCAGUUCAGGGCUCUCUACUCCUACUGCCCCGAGCGGGAAGAGAUCACCAAGCUGUACGGCACCGGGCCCAAGCAGGUCAACGAUAAGAUGUUCGAUAAGUUCUUUAAAUAUAAUUCGGGUGGUAAAUGUUUCUCCCAAGUCCACACCAAACACUUGACUGUGACCAUAGAUGCAUUUACGAUCCACAACUCGCUGUGGCAAGGGAAGAAGGUGAAUCUGCCAAAUAAAAAGGAUAUGGCUCUCGUUAUUUAAACGAAACCGACGAGUCUUAAAUAAUUGUUGUUAAUUAGUCAUCUAAUCUUAUUACUUAUUUUUAUUUUGUUAAUGCUUUAUUAAAUGUUAUUUCUUUUUUUUUUUUUUAAUAUUCGCGUAGGAAAGUGUCUGUCACGAUAUUUUUGCGCAUGGUUUCGAUUAAUAUGUACUAUUUUUUUUAUUUUGUAGGUAAUAUCACUGUAAUAUUGUAUUGCGUAAUAUUUAAAUAUUUAUAUGCCAAUGAUGCAACGUCUGAGAUAUUAGGUGUAUCACUUUUUUUUACCAGAAAGUCUAUUGAUUUCGUUGUAUUUUCCCUUUUUUUUUUUUGUAUUAUGUGCCUUUUUUUGUAAGUACGUUUAAGUAUUCUUUGUAGUAUUUUUGUAUUUCUUUUCCUUAGAAGAGGGACGGAGGUUUUUUUUUUAUUUGUGCCAAUAAGGAACCGCAAAAUUCUUAACACAGAGAAACGUGUACCGCUCGCUUACUGUUCUUCGGGGUACACCAUUUUGUCCAUGGAGGAAACAAUAAAAAUUAUUAGUGUCAUUCCAAUUAUACUUAUAUAUAGAAUAGUAAAAAUUGCAGGGCUGUUUUUUGGUAAAAGAUCGUUUCGGCGCCCGCCUCCAAGGUCGUCGCAUAUAUGAAAUUCUCGCUAUUUUUUAAAUAAAUUACAGGGCCUUGGAGGCCCGCGUCGACGCUUUGCCCAUUUUGUAAGUCACUUACGAUGAAGAUUGCUUAAACUAUUUGUAUAUUUGUUUGUUUAUAUGGUGCACUAGCCUUAAAAAAAUGCUUGAUUUGGUUUCGUAUGGAAUUGCGUGUUUCACUAGGAGUCGAUGAGACCGGUUGCAAUCCACAGCCUACGGUCUAGCCGACGCGUUGUGCGUUUUGUGUAUAUUUGACAUUUUCGUGCGCUGCAAAUGUACGAACGCUAGAACCAAUAUACGCGUGACGCACAUCGAGAAGUACCUCUCGGCUAGACCGUGGCCUUAUAUUACCUAACGUUUUGGAUUUAUAUAUCAAGCCGCAUAUACUUGAAGUCGUAAGUUCCCUAAGCCUUAAUUUUCUACCUAAUACAUCUUUGUAAUAUUUUAUUUAAUACAGCAUUACACUAAUCGUUUCAUGUCUGUACAUAUUAUGUUUUUAUAAUAUAUAGAUAUUUAUUAAUUAUACACUUGUAUGAGUCAAAACAUUCAAAACAUCAAAAAAUAAACAUAA